AUGCAGCUGGAGCAUUGCCUCUCUCCCUCUAUCAUGCUCUCCAAGAAAUUUCUCAAUGUGAGCAGCAGCUACCCACAUUCGGGCGGAUCUGAGCUUGUCUUGCACGAUCAUCCCAUUAUCUCGACCACUGACAACCUGGAGAGAAGUUCACCUUUGAAAAAAAUUACCAGGGGGAUGACGAAUCAGUCAGAUACAGACAAUUUUCCUGACUCCAAGGACUCACCAGGGGACGUCCAGAGAAGUAAACUCUCUCCUGUCUUGGACGGGGUCUCUGAGCUUCGUCACAGUUUCGAUGGCUCUGCUGCAGAUCGCUACCUCCUCUCUCAGUCCAGCCAGCCACAGUCUGCGGCCACCGCUCCCAGUGCCAUGUUCCCGUACCCCGGUCAGCACGGACCGGCGCAUCCCGCCUUCUCCAUCGGCAGCCCCAGCCGCUACAUGGCCCACCACCCGGUCAUCACCAACGGAGCCUACAACAGCCUGCUGUCCAACUCCUCGCCGCAGGGCUACCCCGCGGCCGGCUACCCCUACCCACAGCAGUACGGCCACUCCUACCAGGGAGCCCCGUUCUACCAGUUCUCCUCCACCCAGCCCGGGCUGGUGCCCGGCAAGGCGCAGGUAUACCUGUGCAACAGGCCACUUUGGCUGAAAUUUCAUCGGCACCAAACGGAGAUGAUCAUCACCAAGCAGGGAAGGCGCAUGUUCCCCUUUUUGAGUUUUAACAUUUCUGGUCUCGAUCCCACCGCCCAUUACAAUAUUUUUGUGGAUGUGAUUUUGGCGGAUCCCAAUCACUGGAGAUUUCAAGGAGGCAAAUGGGUUCCUUGUGGCAAGGCGGACACCAAUGUGCAAGGAAACCGGGUCUAUAUGCACCCCGAUUCCCCCAACACUGGGGCUCACUGGAUGCGGCAAGAAAUCUCUUUUGGAAAAUUAAAACUCACCAACAACAAGGGAGCAUCAAACAACAAUGGGCAGAUGGUGGUUUUACAGUCCCUGCACAAGUACCAGCCCCGUCUGCACGUGGUGGAAGUGAACGAGGAUGGCACAGAGGACACCAGCCAGCCCGGGCGCGUCCAGACGUUCACUUUCCCGGAGACUCAGUUCAUCGCCGUCACCGCCUACCAGAACACGGAUAUUACACAACUAAAAAUAGAUCAUAACCCCUUCGCAAAAGGGUUUCGAGAUAACUAUGACACGAUCUACACGGGCUGCGACAUGGACCGCUUGACCCCGUCGCCCAACGACUCUCCGCGCUCGCAGAUCGUGCCCGGCGCCCGCUACGCCAUGGCCGGCUCUUUCCUGCAGGACCAGUUCGUGAGCAACUACGCCAAGGCCCGCUUCCACCCGGGCGCCGGCGCGGGCCCCGGGCCGGGCACGGACCGCAGCGUGCCGCACACCAACGGGCUGCUGUCCCCGCAGCAGGCCGAGGACCCGGGCGCGCCGUCGCCGCAGCGCUGGUUCGUGACGCCGGCCAACAACCGGCUGGACUUCGCCGCCUCGGCCUACGACACGGCCACGGACUUCGCGGGCAACGCGGCCACGCUGCUGUCGUACGCGGCCGCCGGCGUGAAGGCGCUGCCGCUGCAGGCGGCGGGCUGCACGGGCCGCCCGCUCGGCUACUACGCCGACCCCUCGGGCUGGGGCGCCCGCAGCCCCCCGCAGUACUGCGGCGCCAAGUCGGGCUCCGUGCUCCCCUGCUGGCCCAACAGCGCCGCCGCCGCCGCGCGCAUGGCCGGGGCCAACCCCUACCUGGGCGAGGAGGCCGAGGGCCUGGCGGCCGAGCGCUCGCCGCUGGCGCCCGCCGCCGCCGACGACGCCAAGCUCAAGGACCUGUCCGACUCCAGCUGGAUCGAGACGCCCUCCUCCAUCAAGUCCAUCGACUCGAGCGACUCGGGCAUCUACGAGCAGGCCAAGCGGAGGCGGAUCUCGCCCGCCGACACGCCCGUGUCCGAGAGCUCGUCCCCGCUCAAGAGCGAGGUGCUCGCCCAGCGGGACUGCGAGAAGAACUGCGCCAAGGACAUAGGCGGCUACUACGGCUUCUACUCGCACAGCUAG
This is a messenger RNA of Psammomys obesus (fat sand rat), 2049 nucleotides long. RefSeq names its product T-box brain transcription factor 1 (gene Tbr1). The transcript has 6 exons. The record is from RefSeq and is a predicted model, not a curated record. Gene Ontology annotation, cellular component: nucleus. Gene Ontology annotation, biological process: regulation of transcription by RNA polymerase II; regulation of neuron projection development; commitment of neuronal cell to specific neuron type in forebrain. Bases 1 to 2049 code for a protein of 682 amino acids. Gene Ontology annotation, molecular function: DNA-binding transcription factor activity, RNA polymerase II-specific; RNA polymerase II cis-regulatory region sequence-specific DNA binding. NCBI's taxonomy places the organism in Eukaryota, Metazoa, Chordata, Mammalia, Rodentia, Muridae.